UUACAGUAUACACUGGAGUGUGAACGAAGAAAAUCAGAGUCAAUAAAUUCUAAAUAAAAGGCAAACGAGCUUCCAUUAUGACUGACAAACAAAUUUCCCGUUUUUCCCUUGGAAUAUAUUUGCUUAUUUUUACUAUUUCAUUUUGCUGACGUCUCCGCGCAUUGAUUUUUACAUUGCUGAGCCCGACGCCUUUGCUCGAUCGUAUUCACUUUUGAUUCUACCCCAGUGACUAUGCAGUCCGGCUUGGGUCGUGUUUGGAUGUCGAGAAAAACCGUGCCAUGAAUAUUUGCAUUUUGGAUGUGCCAUUUUGUGCUGUUUUAUGCACAGUUCUUGGAGUUUCUUUGCUGAACAAAACUCACGCAUGCAGCAAUUAUAUGGUGGCCACUCUAACAGAUGACCGCCUGUCUUCCUCCAGCAUUUACGAGAACUCGGAGAGUUAUCACCCCAAACAUGCCAGACUCUCCAGCAGCAGUGGCUGGAGUCCUGAUGAUUCCGAACUAAACCCAUGGAUUCAGGCUGACUUUGGAAAAGCAGUGAGGAUAAUAGCGGUGACAACGAAAGGGCUGGGCGACAAGCGAUUGAAUGAAUGGGUGAAAAAAUAUCAAAUAAAGUACAGCGACACGUUAUCAACAUGGACAACCGUAUCAAAGAGCCCGGAUGAUACAUUCAACGCGAACACUGACCGUUCGACAUCAGUGAGGAACGACCUUCCGUCUGCGGUCGAGGCGCGCUAUCUUCGGCUGUAUCCAACUGAGUGUGAAAGUUACUGCAGUUUACGCUUUGAUGUUAUUGGGUGUGAAGUAACCACAACAACUUCGACAACAACAACUACAACUACGCAUGCGCCUACAACGACAGCUUCGACAACCACAACUUCUACUACAACUACGCAUGCGCCUACAACGACAACUGAUCCAACCACAACUUCUACUACAACUACGCAUGCGCCUACAACGACAACUGAUCCAACCACAACUUCUACUACAACUACGCAUGCGCCUACAACGACAACUGAUCCAACCACGACGUCUACUACAACUACGCAUGCGUCUACAACGACAAUUACUCCUACAACAUCAAUUUCAACAACGACCUCCUCGCGACCUACAACAAUUACAACGUUGGAAGAGUCCUGCUCGUGUGCGUGCGUGAAGGGAUAUAAUUAUACCAUGACGCAAGCGGAACUUGAUGUCCGAUUAUCGGACAUUGUGCAAAAUCUAACAGUUCCUAAGAAAACGACAUCCAGCUUCAUAAGAAGCAAAAUAUCAGUGCAGGACAACAGACCGGAAGUAGUUUAUGUGGGGUUAGUGGGGAUGGUUCUUUUGAUUUUCGUCGCCAGUUUGAUUGUUCUACCAGACCUUUUCACGUUUUGCCGAUUUUUAUUUCUCUUAUUUAAAACAAAGUAUGAAAGAUGAAAAUAUUAAGAAGGUCCAACUUUAAAUGAAUAUUUCAUUGUUUAACAAAAUAAAAUCAAUACAUACACCCAGGGGUGCAUGAGCCGAGUUGCAUGGGAUACAUUGUAAAGUCAGGAAUGACGUGGUAUAUUUAUAAUUGUGAAGAACUAAUUUCAGUUUUAAACUUUUCGAGUUACUGUCCAGAAACCAUAUUUGUCUGAAGUUUUCAAUCUAUAUUCGGUCACUGUGACCUUGACCUUUGUUCUCCAAAAUCAAUAGGGGCCUUGCUUUGCUGGUAUCCAACAAUAUAUCCAAGUUUCAUUUGAUUCAAAUUAAAAAAUUUCGAGUUAUCCUCCGGAAACCAAAAUCCUUUUGAAAUUUUAAAUCUAUUUUCAGUCACUGUGACAUUGACCUUUGACCUAUUUUCUCCAAAGUCAAUAGGGGUCUUCCUUACCUGGUACAUAACAAUAUCUUCAAGUAUCAUUUGAUUCAGAUUUAAACUUUCUGAGUUAUCAUCCGGAAACCAAAUAUUUCUGAAAUUUUCAUUUUAUAUUCGGUCACUGUGACCUUGACCUUUGACCUUUUUUCUCCAAAAUCAAUAGGGGUCUUCCUUACCUAGUACCCAACAAUAUAUCUAAGUUUCAUUUGAUUUGGAUUUAAACUUUCGGAGUUAUCAUCCGGAAACCAAAUUUUCCUGAAAUUUUCAUUCUAUUUUCGGUCACUGUGACCUUGACCUUUGAUCAUUUUUCUAAAAUCAAUAGGGGUCUUCCCUACCUGGUACUCAACAAUAUAUCAAAGUUUCAUUAGAUUAGAUUGUAAACUUUUCGAGUUAUCAUCCGGAAACCAAUUGUUGACGCCCAACCGCCCGCCCGCCCGCAUCACCAAACCAAUAGCCGAGUUCAACUCCGUUGCAACUCGGCUAAAAACUUUAUAUAUUAUAACUUUUAUAACGCUAAUUGUUAACAGUGAACUGAUGUUCAGAGUUCAGCUGACAAAGAAAUGGACAGCCUUGCGGAUUUUCUAUGAUUUUGAAUUAGGAAAUAUCAGCGUCACUUUAGCUUGGAAUGUGCAGAAAUUCAUGAUUCAUAGAACAGAAAGUGUGAACACACCAGUAUCCCUUUCAUUUACAUUUGAUUGAUUGUAUUGAACAAGUUCUUAUCAUGAAUGUGUUUAGAAUUGAAAACACGAUGAAAUAGAAAUAACAGCCUCUGUGAAGAGUUUUAUAAUUACUGUAAUGUAAUAUAUGUGUCGUCUUCUAAGGAAAUAAUCCUGGGAUGUUACUGAGUAAGUACAGAAACGGCUGGUAUAAAUUAACUCUGCUCUACCUACGUUUUGCUACAUUGAUCGAUAUUUUGAACUCAGUAUAAUGCUUACAGAUGUAUCGGGCUGUAUUUGACGCCAUUAGAUAUGUUGUACAAUAUGUUCCAUCCAAAUAUUUAUCAAUGUUAAUGACAACUUACUAUUGCUGUAUAUGAACAAUGCUAAUUUCUUUUUAGUCACGUCAUUUCCGUCCUAAAUAAAACAAAAGAAUAUA
This is a messenger RNA of Ostrea edulis (European flat oyster), 2928 nucleotides long. RefSeq lists its product as uncharacterized. The coding region runs from base 279 to 1415 and encodes 378 amino acids. The transcript is spliced from 5 exons. NCBI's taxonomy places the organism in Eukaryota, Metazoa, Mollusca, Bivalvia, Ostreida, Ostreidae. The record is from RefSeq and is a predicted model, not a curated record.